UCUGUGAUUCAACAUGGGCGACCAAUCAGCUGACAUUUCUGAAGGCAUAUUUUUCCAUGGUGUAAUUAUCUAAAUUGGGUAAAUUAUUACAUAAAACCCGUUCCGAGACAGUUUUCAGUGAUAAAUUCGUUAUUCAAGUGAAUAAUUAAUCAUCAUCUGUUAUGGAUAUCGAGAUCAGAGUUGCAUCCUGCAUGCAGUCAAGGAAAUCAGAAUAAAAAAACCAUGGAAGAACCUAUAAGUGUAACCAUAGAAAAUCAUUUGGACACAAAUAAAAUCACUUAGUUUCAAACUAAAUUAAAAAAUAACAAAACUAAAAUUAAAAAACUAAAACAUAGCAAAAGCAACCAGGGAUCUAGUCUCUAUAGAGCAAUAUAAAUAAAAAGAUAAUAGUGCAAUUAAAAUAUAUUAAUAAUAUUAUAAAUAAAAUAGAAAAAGAUUAAAUUAUAUUUAUUAAUUUUUAUUUUGUAUAGAUUUUUUUUUCGCUGUUCAUGUUUAAAUGUUGUUGUUGGUAAAGAAGUAAUUAUUAAAAAAAAAAGUAUAGUUGCUAGUGACUUUUGAAUGUAGUUGACAGAUAAUUCCAUUCUAUUUUUAAAUAAUUUAAAAAGAAUAGUUUGACUAUUACUAAUGGUUACCAAAGAGUUUAUAUAUAGAGUAUAAAUAGCUUAUGAGUCGGGGUGGUAGAAGGGGUGUGAAUGCAAUUUGACCAUAGAGAAAUUAGACAAUAUAACAUGGCCGCCACGAUGGUUGAGUCGCCCCCUCCUCAGUUGAUUACGACUAUAGAAUGGAGUAUGAUGGAUAAAACCAAGUUUUUUCCAUUAUAUACCUUGAGCAGUUUUACAGUAAGAUGCGCACUAUACCCGUUAACUCUAAUCAAAACACAGAUUCAAGUGCAAAGAAAAAAGGAGGCUUACAGCGGUGUCGCUGAUGCUAUAUCUAAGAUAUAUAAAAACGAAGGCGUACCUGGACUUUAUCGAGGGUUCUGGCUGUCUAGUUUUCAGAUAAUCUCAGGAAUUUUCUACAUAACUACGUAUGAAGGUGUGCGGUAUGAACUCGGGAAAUAUGAUGUCAGUCCUAAAGUGAAGUCGUUUAUAGGCGGUGGUUGUGCGUCGAUAGUGGGACAGACCAUUAUAGUACCGUUUGACGUGCUCAGCCAACAUCUCAUGGUGUUGGGGCUCGUGAAAGGAAGAGGCAAUAUUAGGAAUCCACAAAUGAACCCUCUUGGCCUAGAUUUAGAGAAGCGUAUGUCUAAGGCAGCUCUGGCCAAGGAGGUGGCAGUGAGAGUGUAUCAGUUGCAUGGACCGCUAGGAUACUACCGCGGGUACACAGCUUCACUCGCCGCUUAUGUACCUAAUUCUGCGCUGUGGUGGGCGCUGUAUACUGCUUAUCAAGAUGAGCUCCUAAAAAUAGCUCCGUCGUGGGUAUCGACGCUGCUCAUUCAGUGCGCAGCUGGUACAUUAGGCGGCUUCACUACAACCUUCCUAACGAAUCCAUUGGAUAUAGUGCGCGCUAGGCUACAGGUCGAAGGAGUAGGCACAAUGAGGCAAAUAUUCAGAACACUAUGGGCAGAGGAAGGUCUAGUAGGACUGUACUUCAAAGGCCUGUCAGCUCGACUACUGCAGUCUGCCUGCUUCUCAUUCAGCAUCAUCCUCGGCUACGAGAGCAUCAAGAGAGUCGCGCUCAGCGACGAGUUCAAGCCCAGAGUGCGUUGGUGACGAUAAUAAAUAUCUUACGUAUA
Molecule: messenger RNA, 1735 nt
Organism: Spodoptera litura
Lineage: Eukaryota; Metazoa; Arthropoda; Insecta; Lepidoptera; Noctuidae
Product: solute carrier family 25 member 44
Biological process (GO): branched-chain amino acid catabolic process; branched-chain amino acid transport
Cellular component (GO): mitochondrion
Molecular function (GO): branched-chain amino acid transmembrane transporter activity
Source: RefSeq, a predicted model, not a curated record